CCCACCCACACUGUGGUCUUGUGGCUGGAGUCAUCUGAGGGACCUCGCCAUGGCCAUCGUGUCUGGCCACGCUGCCCUGAAUCCAGUUGGAGUUGGAUAGUGAUGGGCCCUCAGCCUGUCAUAGUCCCUCAGAGCAGACCAAGGACAGAGCCCCUGAGUCCACCAGGCCAGGCUGGCGUUGCUGGUGCUGUGGGCAUGGUGGGCUGGGGCACCUUGCUGCUGAUUGAGGAGAGGGAGGCUGCACGGAGGGCCAUUCCCACAGGGCUUAUUCCUCCCAACCAUGCACUCUGCAGCUGAGAGGAGCCCCGCCAGUGGGCCCGACAGUUGGGGCGAUGAGAAGAAGCCAACCCCAUGCACAGCUGGAGGGCUCCUCCCACACCAGGAGGGUGGCACCUGCUUCCUGAUGUGGGACAACACAGGAAGCCUCUGCUUGGCCUUGUCCCUCCACCUGAAGACCCAGCCCCGGGGAAGCCGAGAGAGGCCCCGGGCCCCACUGCACCCUCCCUGAGGAAGAGCAGUGCCUGAAGCGCAGGUGACCUGCUGUGCCCUGUGCCCCUUUCUGUGGAGGAAAUAGCCCUGGCCACUGACUGGGAUAGGCCAGGACAUGGCAGCUGGCAGGUGGGGCCUCUGGGUUGGCUGGCAAGAGGACCCUGAGCCCCCAUCCUGGGCUCGCUCACCUCGAAAAGAGGCAGAGGCUCCCAGAGGCAGCAGGAGUGACAGGUGCGGUGCCAGGGUGGUGGGCAGGAGUGACAGGUGCGGUGCCAGGGUGGUGGGCAGGAGUGACAGGUGCGGUGCCAGGGUGGUGGGCAGGAGUGACAGGUGCGGUGCCAGGGUGGUGGGCAGGAGUGACAGGUGCGGUGCCAGGGUGGUGGGCAGGAGUGACAGGUGCGGUGCCAGGGUGGUGAGCAGGUGCUGGCGGAACCCCGAACCCUGGUCCAGGAAGGCCCUUGAGGAGGAUGGUGACGAAGCCUGGUGGUGGCUGGUGCAGGGGAACUGGGAGGUCCAGGUGGUGGUGAGGAGUGGGACCCGGUACAGGGGAACUGGGAGGUCCAGGUGGUGGUGAGGAGCGGGACCUGGUGCAGGACCCGCGUCCAGGUGGGAGGCUGGUGCCAGGGCUGCCCACCGCUCCCCGCCCCCCGCUUGUUCUCCUGCUGGGCCCACUGACUCUUUCCAGGUAUCCUCUCCAGGCUGUAGGGCCCGAAGGUUAGGCGCGUGCCAGGAUCUGGGCAUUGGCAGCCCGGGCUGUGUGGACCACAUGGGAUGGGCUUGACAGGCAGGUGGCUCCGGAACCCACCCUGGGCCAGUCUCUGCUCUCAGCAUAUGGGCAGAGGGGCCUCGUUGUGAGAGACUGCCGGUCGCUGGGCCGGGAGGGGAGUGUGCGUUUUCAGCUCAGCCGUCACUUCCUUUGGUUUUGCAGAAGUGCUUGUGCCCAGGGUCGCUGGCUGGCAUGGGGGAGGACUGGGCAGCCCAGCCCUGUACCAGCAAGAGCGUGUCCUCCCAGGUUUGGGAGGGUUUCCAGGACCCUUGGUCCAGUUACAGUGAGGGAGGCAGACUCCCUGGGAGCCCCUCCCUGGGCGGCUCAGCCGUUCUGAUGGGGCCCAGGGGCCUCAGCGGGCUUACUCCUGCUCAUUUGCGGGGAGAGGCCCUGCCUCGUGUUAUUUAGAAUUUGAAAGGCAGGGAAGGGCCGGAGCGGGUGAGGAGUGGGUGGUGAGGAGCGGGACCCAGUGCAGGACCCGCGUCCAGGUGGGAGGCUGGUGCCAGGGCUGCACAAUUGGGGUAGACACCAGGGAGCAGGAGUGUGCAGGCCUCCAGGGCCGCUGCACGGGCUCGGCUGCUGAGGAGGGAAGCCCCCACAGCCCUGGGGCUCAGAGGGGCUGGACUGGUUCCAGGAGGCUCUGGCGUGCCCCAGCCCACUUGGCCCCUCCACCACUGGGGUCGGCCUUCCUUGGCCCUUCUGGUUCCAGCUCACUGCUUCCUCACCUACUGACCCCCUCUGUUUUGGGCAUGACCAGAGAACCCUGUAUCUCUUGCUGGGCCUUGGAGCUGGGCACAGCAACCAGAAGACACAGCCACAUGGAUCCUGACGAAGCAGCAGCUGGGAGGGCAGCGCCGGGCACACAGACCCCUGAGGGAGGGUCUGAAGACCCCUAGCGCCAUCCCACCACCUCCACCCAGGGGGUCACCACACCACCUCCACCCAGGGGGCCACCACACCACCUCCACCCAGGGGGACACCCUGCCAUCUCCACCCAGGGGGUCACCACACCACCUCCACCCAGGGGGACACCCUGCCAUCUCCACCCAGGGGGCUGGCCCGAGACGCAGGGAGGAGUGGAUACUGACUCCAGCCACUGGCAGGGUAGGGGCAGAAUCAGGAGGCCCAGGGCCCCUCUGGCCACACUGCCUGUCCUGGGAGGGGACUGACUGCACUUACUGGCUUCCUGUGAGAGUCGCAGCUGACAGAGGGCAGCACCGGGCAGUGUGGAGUGGGGGAUGGGCCUGGCACUAGGCAGGCAGGAUUGGAGACAGUAAGGCAGCUGCCAGGCUCAGCCUCCAUCCUUGCAUGGGGUCCAGAAACAGCAGGGCGAGACCCUCAGGCUUUGCAGGGCUCUGGGCGAGGCAUAAACACAUCUGAGGGUUUAGGGCACUCGCCUCCCUGCAAACCCUCUUUGACUGCUCAGGAUGGUGCCUGUUUUCUAGGCACCUCAGGUUAGGGAAUGAAGCAGAGGGACAGGCCCCUGGGUGCCCUGAGCCAUCUGCUGGCCACCCCCAUGUCUCCUCCUCCAACCCCUCAUGCCGUGGGUGACACAGCUUCCAGGCCAGGUGCACACUAUACCUUGGGUAGUUACUUCACCAGGAAAAAUUCCUAGAAGGGGUUUAGCCGGGUCAAAAGUUAAAGCAUGAAGAUUUUCGGAAACAUGCCUCCACGCUUUGCCGCAAGCCGCUCACGCCCCAUCAGUCCCGUAGGACACUCGCCUUCGCUCACACACUGUGAAUUUAAAAGUUCUUUCUUUUUGCCAACAUGGUAGGCCAAAAAGAUUUUAAAGGACUGCCUUUCGGAUGUUCGUGUUUGCAUUUCCUUGAUUAGAAGUGGAGUUGAGCAUUUUUCACAUUUUAGAAUUUUUUUUUUGAGACGGAGUCUCUCUGUCGCCCAGGCUGGAGUGUAACAGCGAAAUCUCAGCUCACUGCAACCUCCGCCUCCUGGACUCAAGCGAUCCUCCCACCUCAGCCUCCCGAGUAGCUGGGACUACAUGUGUGUGCCAUCGUGCCUGUUUAUAUUUUUGUGGAUAUGGGGUGUCACUAUAUUGCCCAGGCCGGUCUUGAACUCCUGGACUCAAGCGAUCCUCCCACCUCAGCCUCUCAGAGUGCUGGGAUGUACAGGUGUGAGUUACCAUAACCAGCCUUUAGGGCUAUUUUUAUGUCUUCUGUGAAAGCUCAUCAGCUUUCUUUUCUCUCCCAGCACUUUCAGAGGCCAAGAUGGGCAGAUCACCAGGUCAGGAGAUCAAGACCAUCCUGGCCAACAUGAUGAAACCCCAUCUCUACUGAAAACACAAAAAUUAGCUGGGCAUGGUGGCACAUGCCUGUAAUCCCAGCUCCUUCGGAGGCUGAGGCAGGAGAAUCACUUGAACCAGGGAGUCGGAGGUUGCAGUGAGCUGAGAUCGCACCACUGCACUUUAGCCUGGCAACAGAGCAAGACUUUAUCUCAAAAAAAAAGAUAUAGCGGACACACAAGAAUCGUACAUAGGACAGGUGCAGUGGCUCACGCCUGUAAUCCCAGCACUUUGGGAGGCCGAGGUGGAUAGAUCAUUUGAGAUCAGGAGUUCAAGACCAGCCUGGCCAACAUGAUGAAACCCUGUCUCUAUUAAAAAUACAAAAAUUGGCCAGGCACAGUGGCUCACGCCUGUAAUCCCAGCACUUUGGGAAGGUGGAUCACCUGAGGCCAAAAGUUCGAGACCAGCCUGGCCAAUGUGGUAAAACCCCAUCUCUAGUAAAAAUGCAAAAACUAGCUGGGUGUGGUGGUGUGUGCCUGUGAUCUCAGCUACUUGGGAGGCUGAGGCAGGAGAAUCGCUUGAAGCCAGGAGGCGGACUUUGCACUGAGCCGAGAUCGAGCCAUUGUACUCCAGCCUGAGCAACAGAGAGCAACUCCGUCUUUAAAAAAAAUAUGAAAAUUCGCUGGGCAUGGUGGCGGGUGCCUGUAGUCCCAGCUACUCGGCAGGCUGGGGCAGGAGAAUCACUUGAAUCCGGGAGGCAGAGGUUGCAGUGAGCUGAGAUUGCGCCACUGCACUCCAGCCUGGGCAACACAGCAAGACUCCGUCUCAACAACAACAACAACGAAAAGAAUCGCACAAAGUCAUGGUGUGUGACGUGACGUUCUGGCGCCUGCUGGCUUGGAGCCUUGCCUCUGUUUCCCCUGUGGGAUGCAAUGGCACAUCCUUACCUUUAAAAAACACCUGCAAAUCAACGAGGCACUUAGUCAAUCAGGAAAUACUAGCCGUUUUGUCAAUGAAUUAAUUUGUGGUUUCAUCUGAUUUCCCUAAAGCAAUCUCAACCUACUGUUUCUCCAGGUCCUUUUAAGCUCUCAGAGUGAACGUCGUGGUAGGACCGACAAGACGCAUGACAUGCACUUAGGAAGCUUAUUUUAGAGCCAGACUGAGAUCGGAACCAGCACGUAUGUCAGGAAACGCCACCCCAGUGACCACCCUGUGGACUUCCGUGGGCCUCGCCACCAAGACCUGCAGCAACGUGUCGUUUGAGGAGAGCAGGCUGGUCCUCGUCGUGGUGUACAGCGCCGUGUGCGUGCUGGGGCUGCCGGCCAACUUCCUGACCGCGUGGCUAGCGCUGCUGCAGGUGCUUCAGGGCAACGUGCUGGCGGUCUACCUGCUCUGCCUGUCGCUCUGCGAGCUGCUGUACGCCGGCACGCUGCCGCUCUGGGUCGUCUACAUCCACAACGAGCACCGCUGGACCCUGGGCCUGCUGGCCUGCAAGGCGACCGCCUACGUCUUCUUCUGCAACAUCUAUGUCAGCAUCUUCUUCCUGUGCUGCAUCUCCUGCGACCGCUUCGUGGCCGUGGUGUAUGCGCUGGAGAGUCGGGGCCACCGCCGCCAGAGGACCGCCAUCCUCAUCUCCGCGUGCAUCUUUAUUCUCGUGGGGGUCGUUCACUACCCGGUGUUUGAGGCAGAAGACAAGGAAACGUGCUUCGACAUGCUGCAGAUAGACAGCAGGAUCGCCGGGUACUACUACGCCAGGUUCACCGCUGGCUUCGCCAUCCCGCUGUCCAUCAUUGCCUUCACCAAUCACCGGAUCUUCAGGAGCAUCAAGCUGAGCGUGGGUCUGAGCGCCGCCCAGAAGGCCAAGGUGAAGCACUCAGCCAUCGCGGUGGUGGUCAUCUUCCUGGUCUGCUUCGCCCCGUACCACCUGAUUCUCCUCGUCAAAGCUGCCGCCUUUUCCUACUACAGAGGAGACAGGAGCUCCAUGUGCGCCUUGGAGGAGAGGUUGUACACAGCGUCCGUGGUGUUUCUCUGCCUGUCCACCGUCAACAGCGUGGCUGACCCCAUCAUCUACGUGCUGGCCACAGAACAUUCCCGCCAAGAAGUGUCCAGAAUCCACACGGGGUGGAAACAGUGGUCCAUGAGGACAGACGUCACCAGGCUGAUCCACACCAGGGACACAGAGGAGCUGCAGUCGCCCGUGGCACUGGUAGACCACACCUUCUCUGGGCCUGUGCACCUUCCGGGGUCACCAUGCUCCCCCAAGAGGCUGAUGGAGGAGUCCUGCUGAGCCCACUGUGUGGCGCAGAGGCUGGCAGGCUGGGGGUCCUGGGGCCAGCAAUGUGGCUCCUGUCCACUGAGCCCUCCAGCCACAGUGCCCGUGUCCCCUCUGGAAGACAAACUCCCAACUUCUCAUUUCUGAAGCCACUCCCUCAGUGACCCCUGGCCCUGGGCUUUCCCAUGUGGAAGGUGGCUGCAUGCCAAGGGCACAGCGAUGCCUCCAGGCUGCCGGGAGCCCAGAGAGCAUGUGGCAGACAGUGGGGCCUCUUCAUCAGCAGCCCACCUGGCUCGCUCCCUCAGCUGUGGGCAGGCAGCAGGGCUGCUGGCAGAGAUACCCAGUGGCUGCCCUGUUCACAUCAGUGCUGAUGACUUUAUUUUCUGGGCAUUUCUGCAAGUGUUGCCCGGAUGCAGUGGCACACAUGGGCCCUCCAAGCUCCUGCCUCAGAAUGCCAGUGGGCAGCAUGCCAGGGGUCACCCAGCACCAUGGCAGCACCCAGUAGGGCAUAGGGCAGCCCCCACCUCCAAGGGGGCAGAAGCCCUUGUCUGGGGUUGGGUCUGUGCUGAGCCGGAAGGUCCUUGGGGGCUGUGGAGCAGCGUGGCCAGCUGUUCUGGUUCCCAGAGGGCAGCCCAGGUGUCCUCCAUGGGGGACCCCAAAUAUCCACAUCCAGAACACCAGGUGGCAGGAUAGGCGUGACACAGCCAUGGCAGAGCCAAGGGGUGCCAGAGUCCCCAGCUGCAUCCUCGGGGAGAAUGCAGGUGUCUGCACCAGGUGGGGUCCACGCCCCUAGCGCCUCACUGAGGCGGGACGCAGCAGCUGGCCUGCUUGUCUGACAGAGAAAGCCAGCUCCCUGUACCCUUGGGGCCAAGUCAGAUCUGGUUCUGCCCUGACAGGCCCUGACUAGGCCGGGUCACAGUGAUAACCUGGUUUCUCCAUCUGUAAAAUGGGGCCAAUGACACCGACCUCGCAGGGCCACCAUUGGGGUUCAUCUUCCUCCCUGCACUCAGUGUACUGAGCCAGCCGGUGCUGCACCUGGACGGGGAGCCCAGCGCCCAGUACAGCGCAGGGGCUUCCAGCGUGGCUGCGCGGGGCGGUGAGGCUGAGCUGCACUUUCAUUCUAUAAGGCAGCUGUGCAGACGUUCUUCCUUUUUUAAAAAAAAUAAUAUUUAUUUUGUUAGAGACAGGGCCUUGCUCUGUUGCUCUGUUGCCUGGGCUGGAGUACAGUGGCCCCAUCAUAGCCCACUGCAGCCUCAAACUCGUGGACUCAAGCAAUCCUCCCACCUCAGCCUCCUGAAUCGCCGGGACUACAGGCGUGCACCACCACACACCCAGCCAAAAUCACCGUCUUUCUUAAGAGUCAUCAGAAAAAUACCACAUGGAAAAAACCUUGUCUCUUUUUUUGGUAUUAAAAAAAAACAGCUGGGCACGGUGGCUCACGCCUGUCAUCCCAGCACUUUGGGAGGCCGAGGUGAGCGGAUCACAAGGUCAAGAGACGGAGACCAUCCCGGCCAACAUGGUGAAACCCCGUCUCUACUAAAAAUACAAAAAUUAGCCGGGCGUGGUGAUGUGCACUUGUAGUCCCAGCUACUCGGGAGGCUGAGGCGGAAGAAUCACUUGAACCCGGGAGGCAGAGGUUGCAGUGAGCUGAGAUGGAGCCACUGCACUCCAGCCUGGCGACAGAGUGAGACUCUGUCUCAAAAAAAAUUAAAAUAGAUAAAUAAAGAAAAAAGAAAGAAUUCAAUUUAAACUUUGAGUGAACGUUUUCCCUGCUGUAGAGGAGGGUGCCCCUCGACUCUCAUAAGAACAGUUGUGACCAGGGACUUGAAAAGUUGGGGCUGAGGUUUUGGACCAUUGAGGCAUUCAGGAUGCCUCAAUUCAUCUGAGGCAGGAGAAUUGCUUGAACUCGGGAGGUGGAGGUUGCAGUGAGCCAAGAUCGAACCAUUGCACUCCAGCCUGGGCAGCAAGAGCAAAUUCCGUCUCAACAUCUGCAACAACAAAAUGGUUCUCUCACAGCUCUGAAGGCCAGAGUCCACUUUCUCAUCUUUUGUUGCCACAAAUAACAGCUUCAUUCCCAUCGUUCCCAGGCCAGAUCCCAGCCUGCAGACUGGGUGCCCUCUUCCCAUGCCAGAUCCCAGCCUGCAGACUGGGCGCCCUCUUCCCAUGCCAGAUCCCAGCCUGCAGACUGGGCGCCCUCUUCCCAUGCCAGAUCCCAGCCUGCAGACUGGGCGCCCUCUUCCCAUGCCAGAUCCCAGCCUGCAGACUGGGCGCCCUCUUCCCAUGCCAGAUCCCAGCCUGCAGACUGGGCGCCCUCUUCCCAUGCCAGAUCCCAGCCUGCAGACUGGGUGCCAUCUCACCCACCAGUAGGGACAGCAGGGCUGGGCCAAGGCAGCCAGAAUACCUGGUUCAGGUGAGGGACUGCCCAGACUGGCUGGUGUCACAGUGGCAGGAAGGCCACCAGACAUAGUCAGGCGAGGUGGCACCUGCAGUCUCAGUUGCUCAGGAGGCUGAGGUGGGAGGAUCGGUUGAGCCUGGGAGGUGGAGGCUGCAGUGAGCUAGGACUGCACCACUGCACGUGGGGAGGCCAGAGGGUGCUUGGGAGCAACAUCUGUGGCGCAAUUUAAAAAUGGACACCAGACCUGCAGGACCCAGGACAGUCACCAUCAGGUGGAGAAGCUCUAUGCAAAGACAAGCCACUCAGAGUCAAACCUGAUGGGAGGGGCAGCUACGGGGACCUUGCCCAAGGUGAGGCCCAGAUGGGACCAGGCACCCAGGAAGGGAGGCCCAGCUGGCCCUUGAUGCUGAGACCCUCAGGGGCUGUGGGCGGAGGGCAGCAGCUGGGCAGGUGGAGGUCACAGGGCUGCCUGGCUCCUCACUGCCCUGCAGCUGCUCUGGCCGUCAGCAAGGGUCACGGCAUGGCUUUGUCAGCAGCCACUGCUCACGGACCACAGGCCCUGGCCCUGUCAUCCGGCUUGUGCUGCUGGUGGGAGCGUCUGAGGUCGCCAGUGCUGGGAGCAGCCCCGUGUGGAGUCUGCGCUCACUCCCUCGCUCAGGCACCCCUCUGCGAGGGGCUCCCCAGGGCACCCCAGGUAGUGAGGACACCACAGUGAAGCCCACUGCGACCCACACAGAGGCAGGAAUGAGGAAGGAAGCCCCGAGGGCCACCCCUGCCUCUGGCACUGGGCCCUGCCCUCCAGGCUCAGGCCACAGUUGCCCCUUCAGACAGGGCCUGGGAGGGGCAGCACCGGCAUCUGCUCUGUCCUCUGCCCUGUCGAAACCGUGACAGGGAGAGGGGACCACCCAGAUCUCUGACCUAUAUAUAGAAUAGCUCUCCCAGGUCCUACUGCGAGGAAGACGCCUGCCAGUGGCAGGACCAGUUCAGAAGCAGCACCGCAGGCUCUCCGGAAGGCGCUGUGUCCCAGGAGGCCCAUCCACGCCCACCCGCCCCCAACCACCCCCACUCCGCCUGGCAUCCAGCGACAGCCCAGGGAGAGGCUGCGUAGCCAGGGAGGCAGGGAGCGUUUUGCUGGGAAUUCUGGGAUCCUCCUGCCUGGAGUUGGUCCAGGGGAGCACAG
This is a messenger RNA of Callithrix jacchus (white-tufted-ear marmoset), 9338 nucleotides long. The record is from RefSeq and is a predicted model, not a curated record. NCBI's taxonomy places the organism in Eukaryota, Metazoa, Chordata, Mammalia, Primates, Cebidae.